GUUCAAGCAAAAAUAAAAAUAAAAAAAUGACAGAACUUGAAUCAAAAUUUUCAUUUUUGAUGCUGCUGAUCUUCUUGUGGGCAAGUGGGGUUGAAUCGAAGUGUAGCAAAGGAUGUGAUCUUGCUUUAGCUUCAUACUACAUAUGGGAUGGAACAAAUUUAACGUUCAUAGCAGAUAUGUUUGAUACUUCUAUAGAGAACAUCCUAAGCUUCAAUCUCGAUGUGCCUGACAAAGACAAAGUCCAUUUUGGUUCAAGAAUCAAUGUUCCCUUCAACUGCAACUGCAUAGAGAAACAAUUUCUUGGUCACAGUUUUCCAUACCAUAUAAGGACUGGUGACAGUUACGGAAAGAUUGGUGGGACAUACUAUGCAAAUCUCACCACAGUUGAGUGGCUGAGCAAUUCUAAUAAUUUCAAUCCGAAUAAUAUCCCGGAUGUUGAUACGACGAUAAACGUUAUUGUGAAUUGUUCUUGUGGAGACAAGAAAGUUUCGAAGGAGUAUGGGUUGUUUGUGACUUACCCUCUUAGCCCUGGUGAGAAUUUGACUAGCAUUGCUAAUGCGUCUGGCGUUUCUCCAGAGUUGUUGCAGAGGUACAAUCCCCAUUCGAAUUUUAGCAGUGGAAGUGGUUUGGUUUUCAUUCCUGGAAAAGAUCAAACUGGAAACUUUCCGAGAUUAAAGAUAAGCACAGGUGGAAUUUCUAGAGGAGUUAUAGCUGGCAUAUCUGCAGGAGUUGCUGGGGCUCUAUUUCUGGCAUUUUGUCUAUAUGCUGGGCUUUAUAGGAGGAAAAAGAGCAGGGAAGUGUCAUUUCUCCCAGGAGCAACAGCAGAGCAUGGUUCCAAAAGUACUUCGCGAAAAACUUCAGAAACAACUGGACUUAUUGCUUCUUCUGGGCUCACAAGCAUUACUGUGGACAAAUCAGUGGAGUUCUCUUAUGAAGAGCUUGCCAGGGCUACUAAUGACUUCAGCAUGGCUAACAAGAUUGGACAAGGCGGCUUUGGUGCUGUUUACUAUGCAGAACUGAGAGGCGAGAAAGCUGCAAUCAAGAAGAUGCAAAUGCAAGCAUCAAAAGAAUUUUAUGCUGAACUGAAGAUUUUGACAAAUGUUCAUCACUUGAACCUGGUGCGCCUAUUAGGAUAUUGUGCUGAGGGCUCCUUGUUUUUGGUCUAUGAGUUCAUUGAGAAUGGCAAUCUAAGUCAGCAUUUACAAGGAUCAGAGAAGGAGCCAUUGCCGUGGUCAACUAGAAUGCAAAUUGCCUUUGAUUCAGCUACUGGACUUGAAUAUAUCCAUGAACAUACUGUUCCUGUCUACAUUCAUCGCGAUAUCAAAUCAGCAAACAUAUUAAUAGACAAAAACUUCCGGGCAAAGGUAGCUGAUUUUGGGUUAACCAAACUGAUUGAUUUCGAAAGCGAGUUAUCACACACGGAACACCCCAUGGGUACAUUUGGAUACAUGCCUCCUGAGUAUAUGCGAUUCGGCGAGGUUUCUCCCAAGGUAGAUGUGUAUGCUUUUGGAGUUGUUCUCUAUGAAAUUAUCUCUGCCAAGGGAGCUGUUGUGAGAACUGAAGGCAUUACUGAAGCUACAGGACUUGUUGCAUUGUUUGAAGAUGUUCUGAGUCAGCCUGAUCCAAGAGAAGAUCUUGAGAAACUAGUCGACCCGAGGCUUGGUGAUAAUUACCCUUUUGAUUCUGUCCUCAAGAUGGCUGAGCUUGGCAGGGCUUGUACAAAAGAAGAUCCUCAAGUGAGGCCAAGCAUGAGGGAAAUUGUGGUUGCUCUUACAACACUUUCAUCUGAAACAAAGGAAUGGAAUGUCAGCGGAUUCCAUGGAAAUAAAGCUCUGCUCAAUCUAAUGUCAGGAAAGUAGCAGUUUGAGCUGCAGUGCUUGGCAGUGGUGCCUUGUUUAAGUGCCCACACGAUGAAAAUUCUAAUCAAUUUGUUACAUGAUAAUUUUGAUGUUCAAUUUUUCAUUGUAAUUCUUUUCCAAUGAAGAUGAAUUUAGUGUAUGGAAACACAGAAAAUUCUCUCUAUAGACCUCUGACAGUAGGAAAAUAUAUUGUAAUAUUAGGAUUUAGCGUUUAUCAGCAGGCUAAGAGCUUAAAGCUCUUACCCAGGAUGCAACUUUAUUUUCAUAUUCCAUCAAUGAGACAAUGACAUUGACAGCGCAAAGCCCACAUUUAACAGUUGCCGGAUAUGUGUUGGCCGGGUAAGCACCGAAGUCAUGUUAGAAUCCUACAUCAGAUCUCACACCCAUCAAGUAAGGUACUUAAGUUUAAGGGCUCUCCCACUUAUCAUAUUGGUCUUUUAGGUUGGACUUUCUCUUGAACUUGAGUUUUAACAUUAGUAUUCUUGUUGAGAGUUAAGUUGCGAAAACGGUUACAGAUAGGGUAGAUUAAGGUAUAAUGUGCUCUCCAUCGGAGGUGAUGUUGCAUCGAAUAAAUGAUAGGUGAAUGAAGCCACCCAAAAGGGGAAAGGGCUUUUGUCAGGUCGAUGAUGAUAGAGUGAAAGUCGUUAUAGACGUCGACUUUUGAAGAGAAUGCAAUGCUAGGAUCUCACAUUCACCAAGUGUGAUACUUAAGCUUAGGGGCUCUCCCACCUAUCAAGCCAAUCGUUUACGUUCGGUUCUCUCUUGGACUUGAGUUUUAACAUAUCACGUAGAUGGAGUCUCUUCAUGGGAAAUUCAUGACCCCAUAAUGUCAACACAGAAAUCAGGAGAAAAUAAAAGAAACAAAAACUUCAAGCCAUUGUUGCAGCUACAGCAUGAACAAAUUGGGCAGCUGAUUUAACAGAAGUAACUACUUCUAUUCAGGUAGUUGGAUUAGGUAUCUAUCAAUUAUAUACUGUUCUUAUUAUUCUUUAUUUCUUUUAUCUGAAUUGAUGGGCGGCAAUAUCAGGAAAGACCUUUACUUAAUUUCUGGUUCAUCUUUUGUGUUUUGUUGAAUUCAGCAGACACCUAAAGAAACCAAGUAGAAUACAAGCCAAGUAAAGAAAGCUUCUUCUACAUACAAACAAUUGCAGAAAGUCCAAAUUUUUUUUGGCUGUUUCCAUUGAUGAACAGUAAACUUCCAAAUCACAAGUCUACUCCACCUUCUGAUUAAAUAUUAUUAUUGAGGAAGAAACUGGAAUGGCGGUUGAACUAAAAACAUUUUGUGUCACAUCCUGAUAAGCUGGAAGCCAUAACAAUAUCUUCCUUGCUUUGCCCUCCAUUGAUAAUAUCUUCUACAGUGUUUUAUUUUUCUUUCACAUUUUCCAGUUUUAAAACACCCAUUAUAAGAUCCAAUCCAAUCGAUU
This is a messenger RNA of Pistacia vera, 3283 nucleotides long. Its product is annotated as chitin elicitor receptor kinase 1-like. Bases 27 to 1859 code for a protein of 610 amino acids. Gene Ontology annotation, biological process: innate immune response; protein phosphorylation. The record is from RefSeq and is a predicted model, not a curated record. Gene Ontology annotation, molecular function: ATP binding; transmembrane receptor protein kinase activity. NCBI's taxonomy places the organism in Eukaryota, Viridiplantae, Streptophyta, Magnoliopsida, Sapindales, Anacardiaceae. The transcript has 11 exons.